AAACAAGGUCUCGGAUGUCUUGUAACCAAGCACGAGCCAAUCACCAAGGCGAUUUCGGUAACUGCCUCAAUCUAUACCGUCAAUGUCGACAGUCAGUCGGCCGAAGAGAAGUCGAACAAUCAGAAGGAAAGUGAGUUGAGCGAGGUGCCCGACGGACAACAACACAUUUUUGCCAGCCCCGAUGGGUUGCCUCGCCAGAUUUGUCUGAUCGGUAGCACCGGUCUUUCUGACUCCCUCCUCCGAGUGCGCAAUCCAGCUUGGCUGGUCCGAGCUGAGACGCCCAGCGGUGCUGGAGACACUCGUGCCCCUUUGGCCACCUCCGAGUCGAACCUUGACGACUCAGGCACACUUACAAUUACCGCGUUGCCGGGCCACCUUCAGGCCGCUCUGACGCCAGUCUCGGCGCCCUCGACGACAAACAUCACCAGCCUCUUGCAGACUCUGGAGAACAGCUCAUGCUGCUGGCCAAAGACGAGCGGCAAGAUUCACUGA
Protopolystoma xenopodis is the source of this 492-nucleotide messenger RNA. Lineage: Eukaryota; Metazoa; Platyhelminthes; Monogenea; Polystomatidea; Polystomatidae. The record is from the annotation of a GenBank genome assembly.